Camellia sinensis is the source of this 778-nucleotide messenger RNA. RefSeq lists its product as uncharacterized. The record is from RefSeq and is a predicted model, not a curated record. NCBI's taxonomy places the organism in Eukaryota, Viridiplantae, Streptophyta, Magnoliopsida, Ericales, Theaceae. Gene Ontology annotation, molecular function: dynein intermediate chain binding. Gene Ontology annotation, biological process: microtubule-based process. Gene Ontology annotation, cellular component: cytoplasmic dynein complex.
AACCACUGCGCUGAAAUCAAAUGAACAAGACUCGAGAGACUAGCUACCAGUCGUGAAAGGGAAAUCGGAGAGACCACACACACAAACACGACUCAUCUCAUCAUAGAUUCAUAGCGCUCUCUCUCUCUCUCUCUCUCUCUAAUCAAAUCCAAAAUGAGUGAAGAAGCGAUGAGAUUCAAUGCCGGAGCUCUGGUCCUCAAGCCCUCCGCCGAUGAUCGGAAGCUCUCGGCGGCGGUGGAGGCGAAGAAGGUCAUCAUCAAGAGCGCCGACAUGAAGGACGAUCUGCAGAAAGAAGCCAUCGACAUUGCCAUCUCAGCGUUUGAGAAACACAAUGUAGAGAAAGAUGUGGCUGAGCAAAUAAAGAAGGAGUUCGACAGGAAGCAUGGCCCUACCUGGCAUUGUAUUGUCGGCAAAAAUUUCGGUUCUUAUGUGACUCAUGAGACAAAUCACUUUGUGUACUUCUAUUUGGACUCAAAAGCUGUAUUGCUGUUCAAAUCUGGCUGAGCAUGGUGAUUGUGGAAAUGCUGACCGCAACAUCGAUGGUGAUAGUGUUGUUGCCAAUCUAGCAUGUGUGUAUGUAGUAAUUGAUGACUCCUGUCAUUUAAAAAUGUCUAGCAAGACAUUCUUGUGCUCAACUUGUAUAUUUGUUUUGACAUAAAUUUGGUUUGAAUUUUUAAUGGACUUGGAUUCUGGUGGUUCAGUUUGUUGUGUUUUCUAGGGUUUUGCCAGUUUAUCAUUGAAAUCCAGAAAUAUAGUGGUGCAAAAUUGAUUGUAUUAA